This is a messenger RNA of Salvia splendens (bonfire salvia), 2122 nucleotides long. RefSeq lists its product as uncharacterized. The transcript has 2 exons. The coding region runs from base 114 to 671 and encodes 185 amino acids. The record is from RefSeq and is a predicted model, not a curated record. Gene Ontology annotation, cellular component: chloroplast. NCBI's taxonomy places the organism in Eukaryota, Viridiplantae, Streptophyta, Magnoliopsida, Lamiales, Lamiaceae.
UUUUUGUUAAUCCGUUCCCAAAUCCCAAUCCCAAAUUGCGGAGAUGGUGAAAAUUAAAAACGAAAGGUAUAAAUAAGCAGAAAGAGAGAGACAGUGAGAGAAUAGAGAAGGAAAUGGUGGCGAUAUCACUGUACAAAGGCAACCUCCACAAAGUGACCGGCGUGCCUCACCGAUGGCCGAGCCCCGCCCCCAAAAUUUCACUCAAAGAAUUCAAAAUCCUCCUUCGCCGCGGAGCUAGAGCCCUUUCCCGGGUACCAACGGUUUCGAACCCUAAUCCUUCAUCCGCCCCCGCCCAAAAUUCCAACCACAGCUGUGGCAAUUUUGGUCCGAACCCCGUGCGUAAUACAGCUACUGGAAUUGGUGUUGGUAAUCAUGUCGAUAAUUUCUGCUCGAAUUCUGACUUGAUUGUAAGGGAGCACUUCAUGAAGGGGGAAGGGGAGAAGGAGGUGGAUGAGAUUUCGAUAGAUGGAGGAGGAAAGGGGUGUUUGCGAAAAUUGGUGGAGAAGGAUAAUGUUUUGGCGGUGAAGGAGGAUGCGGAGACUGUCAUGAACGACCGUGCACCAGAGGCUCCGCUGAAUAAGGCGGUCGAGUUUGGGUUAAAAGAUUACUACAAAGCAAGGAAAUAUGUAGUAGAGCUGGGAAAAAUUUUCUUUUGGGAGAUCUUUGAAUAAAGCUUAACCGUUUUUUUCUAUUAUUUCUAUCAAUAGAAAAAACGGCAAUGCUAUUGGCGUGUUCGAUUAAAACAAUAACAGAAGACGACAUCUGUAUUGGCGUGUUUAGUUAGAAUUGGAAAAUGGCAAUAGAAUUGACAAAAUAUAGUGGAAGACGUCAUUUUUAUUUGCGUAUUUAAUUGAAAUUGGAAAGCGCCAAUAGAUUUGGCGUGUCUGCUCCAUCUUUUUAAAGAAGCCAGUCUUAUUGGCGUGACGGAAGAAAUCUGCACAUGGUGGUGGGUCGGAUCGAGGCGAGAUGUGUGGCUGGCAGAUGAUUCCGGUGAUGACUUUGAGACUCCAGCACCUCCUCAUCCUCGAACCGCAGCUCUUCAUUCAGUGAGUCACACCGGAGUUGUGAAUACAUAAUGGAGAUUCCGGUGAGGACUUUGAGACUCCAGUCCACCUUGUCUGCGUCUUUAAAAGACAUGCCAAUUCUAUUGGCGUUUUCCAAUUUUAAUUAAACAUGCCAAUAAAGAUGGCGUCUUCCAUUAUUUUUUAGUUUGAAUGCCAAUAUCACUAGCGUGUUUCCCAUUCAUAGAAAUAAAAUAAAAAAAGUUCACAUUCUGCGAAUCUUUUUUCCAAUAUCUCCCAAAAGGAGAAUUUUCCGUAGAGCUGAUAUUACAAGAUAGCUUACAAUAAUUAAGAGAGCAUGGUUCGCUUUCGAUAUUGGUCUUUAAUGUUAUAAAAGAAGAAUUAUACUUUAUGAUUUCAAUUCAUUGUCUUUUUCCACUUUUUUUUGUAUGGAUUUGUGAAGAUUGUCUUGUGAGUCCAAUUAGCUCAACUUUAAGGUGAUGCUUUAAUCAUGAUAGCCAACGGAAUGUUAAGCUUGUAUAUGAGAUUUCCAUGUUCGCUCAAUCAAGGAUCACAUUUGCUUAUGACAAAUUAAAUGAUUUGUUGGACUUGCGUACACCAUGAUUCUUUCAUAGUCUGUGUACUAUGUCUUACCGGAUGAAGCUAGGUGAUAGGUCUCCUCAUGCCUCGUUCUGAGGGUUAUCAAAAGGCAGAUCUGCAGAGUUUAGAUGUCAAGUUUCUGUUAGUGCGAGAAUGAUAUAUUAAGAAAUGAACCUUGUUGACGUAUUGGGACCUUGUAUACUUGUAUCUGAGCAUUAUCGUAAUUCUUUUACUUCACUGAAGAAGCCAUUUUUGGCCUACAAAAUUGGUACAAUGCGUUAUACCUGCUGCUCUUUUCUUGCUUCCUGAUUGAAAUUUGUUUCUUCCCUGUUGGAACACUGUAUUAUGCCUAGUAGGCUAGCAGGUAUGAGAUGCAGCAUAGUUGCUUAUGAUCCCUGAGAUCAGCAACAUCAAUCUAACCAUCUUGACCUUUGAACACAGCUAGCAUAAUUACAAACAAAAUACGUCUAUUAUCUGUUCUUCUCAUGUUGCAUAUUCUUAUUAAUUUCUUUCUGAUCACA